GCAUACACAUAUAUAUGCUUGGUUUAGGGUUCCAACCUCUCAUCUUAACCUAUUUCUCUCCACACAUACUGAUCAAAGACACACAAAAAACCAGAUAAAACCAGCCAAACCAUGAGAACCAAAACCUAUCCAACUUUCAAUGUUAAGCUUCUCCUCCUUGGAAUUUUCCUUGCUUUGGUUGUCAUCUUUGUCUUCAGGACAAGUUCUGAUUCAUCACCAGCUUCCUCCAAUGAAAAAUCCCCCAUUUCGGGGAAACAAGCCAAAGAUGAUCACGAAAAAUCAACAAAUUGUGACUCCACAGGGACUUGCAACAAGAUUCCAACCUCCCUAGCCAAAGCCCUAAUCCACUACACAACCUCCACCAUCACCCCACAACAAACCCUAAAAGAAAUCUCAGUCACAUCCAAGGUCUUGGACAAGAAAUCGCCCUGCAACUUCCUCGUCUUCGGCCUAGGCCACGACAGCCUCAUGUGGACUUCCCUCAACCACGGCGGACGCACCAUUUUCCUCGAAGAAGACGAGUCAUGGAUAGAGCAAAUCCGGCGCCGCUUCCCCACUUUGGAAUCGUACCAUGUCACAUACGAUAGCAAAGUGAACGAGGCUAACAGUCUCAUGGAUGUUGGGAAGGGGCCUGAGUGCACUGCAGUUGGUGAUCCUAGGUAUAGCGUAUGCCAGCUGGCACUCAAGGGGUUGCCCAGUGAAGUGUAUGAGAUAAAAUGGGAUUUGAUCAUGGUGGAUGCACCCACAGGGUAUCAUGAUGAAGCACCAGGGAGGAUGAGUGCCAUUUAUACGGCUGGGAUGAUGGCCAGGAACAAAGAGGGGGGAGAGACUGAUGUGUUUGUGCAUGAUGUGAAUAGGGAUGUGGAAGAUAAGUUCUCCAAGGCUUUUCUUUGUGAAGGGUACAUGAAAAAACAAGAAGGGAGGUUGAGGCACUUCAAUAUUCCUAGUCACAAGGAUAGUUCCAACAGGCCCUUUUGCCCCGAGUAAAUAAUUCAUGUGUUUUUUUUUUUUUUUUUUGCAAAUUAAUUCAUGUUUCAUAUGAUCAUAUCGAUUUUGAUUGUCUCAAUUUGAUUCCAUCCAUUUAAGCGUUUCUUUCUGUUUUUUUUUUUACUUAUGGCCAUCCUUAUGUAAUUUAGUGUACGUCUAGAACUUCAAAGAUCGUCGGGCCCUAGAAUGAAUAUAAACUAUGAAAACCUUUGCUUUU
Messenger RNA from Malus domestica (apple), 1204 nucleotides. Its product is annotated as glucuronoxylan 4-O-methyltransferase 1. Gene Ontology annotation, biological process: plant-type secondary cell wall biogenesis; xylan biosynthetic process. Lineage: Eukaryota; Viridiplantae; Streptophyta; Magnoliopsida; Rosales; Rosaceae. The record is from RefSeq and is a predicted model, not a curated record. Gene Ontology annotation, cellular component: Golgi apparatus.